GGCACCGAACUUCCGGAAAUUGUCCGGUUCAAAUUCUCCUCCCCCGAAAUUAUCACAAUCCACAACCCCAGCAUCCAUCCGUCUUCUAACCCUACUUUUUUUCUUCCGGAUCUUCCCAUCGGACUCCGCAACCUUCGAGGACGAAACCGAAUCCCCGGCAACUCCGACUGCCUUUUUCAGAGUUAUUUAGCUCCCACCAACACAUUUAAUGGAAGUAGCAACCGAGACACCUCUGAAGAAAUCAAAGAGGCUUACCUCUGUUGUGUGGAAUCACUUUGAAAGAGUUAGAAAGGCUGAUACUUGUUAUGCGGUAUGUUUGCAUUGUAAAAAGAAACUCAGUGGGUCAAGCAACAGCGGGACUACCCAUUUGAGAAAUCAUUUGGUUCGAUGUCUCAAAAGGUCCAACUUCGAUGUUUCUCAAAUACUUUCAGCGAAAAGGAAGAAAAAGGACACUGCCCUUACCCUCACAGAGACUAACUAUGAUGAAGACCAAAAACAAGUUGAAAUUAUCUCUCCAGGAAAUUUUAAGGUUAAGCAGGAUCCCAAAAGAGAGGAGUCCGCCAACCAUGGAGGCAUGAAUCUCGGAAACAUCAAGUUUGAUCAAGAUCGUAGUAGGAUGGAUAUUGCUCGUAUGGUCAUGUUACAUGGCUAUCCAUUGGAAAUGGUUGAGCAUGUCGGUUUUCAAAUAUUUGUCAAGAACCUUCAUCCCUUAAUCGAAAUUGCCAAUGGGACAAUUGCACUUGAUUGUGUGACUAUCUAUGGGAAAGAGAAGCAAAAGGUUUAUGAACUCCUUCAUAAUCUCCAGGGUAGAGUUAACAUUGCGGUUGAUAUGUGGGAUUCGCUCGAGAACGCAGGUUGCUUAGGUCUGACGGCAUGCUACAUUGAUGAGGAUUGGAGAAUGCAGAAAAAGAUUCUCAAUUUCAUAACCCUAGACACUUCUCACACAUAUGACAUGCUUUCGGAAGUCAUUAUUAAGUGUUUGAUGGAUUGGGAUAUCGAUAGGAUGCUGUUCUCAAUGACUUUCGACAAUUUCUCUUCCUACGACGAUACUGCUGUCAAAAUCAAAGACUGGCUAUCUCAAAACAAGCCCCUGUUAAAAGAUGGCCAGUUCUUCGAUAUUCGAUGUGGCACACACGUUCUAAGGUCUAUGGUUCAGGAUGCUUUUGAAGCGAUUCAUUUGAUAACCGAUAAGAUUCGGGAAAGCAUUAGGUUUGUGAAAUGCUCUCAAGCGAAUCAAGAGAAGUUUAAUGAAGUCGCUAAAGAAGUCGGAAUCGAUACCACGAAGAAGCACAUGUUCGUCGACUGCCCAGUUCAAUGGAAUUCAACCUACAACAUGCUCGAAACCGCUUUAGAAUACAAGAAAGUGUUUUCUGCCCUGAAAGAACAAGAACCGGGCUAUACUAUGGGUUUAACUGAUGAAGAGUGGGAAUGGGCGACUACAAUCACCGGCUAUAUCAAACUCUUUGUUGAAGUAAUUAACGUCUUCAAAAGUAAUAAUCCUCUGACAGCGAAUAUAUGCUUUCCCGAAAUAUGCGACGUUCACAUUCAUCUGAUGGAAUGGUGCAGGAGCUCCUAUGAAUUCACCCGUUCCUUAGCCUUAAAAAUGAAAGCCAAAUUCGACAAGUACUGGAAUAAGUGCAGUUUGCCUCUGGCGGUUGCGGUUAUCUUGGACCCCCGAUUCAAAAUGAAGCUGGUGGAAUAUUGUUAUCCACAGAUUUAUGGGGAGAAUGCUUCCAACAGUAUAAAAGAGGUCUCUAAUGGAAUAAGGGGUUUGUUCAGCGAAUACUGUAUAUGUACGAAUUCAAUCGAUCAAGACCAGACGAAGGCUGGGAGUAGUUCAUCGGGUGCUAGCAAUGGUUGUAGAGAUAGGUUAAGGGGCUUUGACAAGUAUCUUCAUGAAACUUCGCAAAGUCAAAGCAUAUCGUCUGAUCUGGAUAAGUACCUGGAAGAACCUGUCUUUCCUCGUAAUUACGAUUUCAAUAUACUGAACUGGUGGAGGGUUCAUACGCCUAGAUACCCUAUUCUGUCUAUGAUGGCACGCGAUAUAUUGGGGAUUCCUGUGUCGACUUUCUCACAUGAAUUGGCGUUUAGUUCUGGAGGGAAAAUGCUUGACCCUCAAAGAAGUUCACUUAACCCUGAUAUUCGAGAAGCUUUGGUUUGUGGGCAAGACUGGUUGCGAACAGAAACAGAAGUUACAGAGAAUAGCACAACUUUCAUCCAUAAUGCUAUUCCUAUUGCCAUGGAGCAGAGCUGAAGCAAUCUAUAUCCAAGUGAAGUUAAUGUAAAUUUAUCAUAUGCAUGGCUUUUCUUAUUUGUUUCGCAGACUAACAGUUAGGCGCGUUUUACUUUAUCUUGUUAAUGUAAUAUUUUGAGUGAGUUUAUUUGAAUUGGAUUUUUAA
Molecule: messenger RNA, 2399 nt
Organism: Impatiens glandulifera
Lineage: Eukaryota; Viridiplantae; Streptophyta; Magnoliopsida; Ericales; Balsaminaceae
Product: zinc finger BED domain-containing protein RICESLEEPER 2-like
Exons: 3
Coding region: 209-2254 (681 amino acids)
Molecular function (GO): protein dimerization activity; DNA binding
Source: RefSeq, a predicted model, not a curated record